This is a messenger RNA of Pyrus x bretschneideri (Chinese white pear), 736 nucleotides long. RefSeq names its product probable E3 ubiquitin-protein ligase ARI7. Gene Ontology annotation, biological process: positive regulation of proteasomal ubiquitin-dependent protein catabolic process; protein polyubiquitination; ubiquitin-dependent protein catabolic process. The record is from RefSeq and is a predicted model, not a curated record. Gene Ontology annotation, cellular component: ubiquitin ligase complex; cytoplasm. Lineage: Eukaryota; Viridiplantae; Streptophyta; Magnoliopsida; Rosales; Rosaceae. The coding region runs from base 59 to 706 and encodes 215 amino acids. The transcript is spliced from 8 exons. Gene Ontology annotation, molecular function: ubiquitin conjugating enzyme binding; ubiquitin protein ligase activity; zinc ion binding.
UGUCGACUGUAGCACUGUGGAGAAAUGGAUUUCAAACAACAGUGCUGAGUCUGAAAACAUGAACUGGAUACUGGCCAAUUCUAAGCCAUGUCCAAAGUGCAAGCGGCCUAUCGAAAAAAACCAAGGAUGUAUGCACAUGACAUGCACACCACCCUGCAAAUUUGAAUUUUGCUGGCUUUGCCUUGGUUCAUGGGCGGAGCAUGGUGAAAGGACGGGUGGUUUUUAUGCAUGUAACCGCUACGAGGCAGCUAAGCAAGAGGGAGCUUAUGAUGAAGCUGAGAGAAGAAGAGAAAUGGCAAAAAAUUCUCUGGAGAAAUACACUCAUUAUUAUGAACGUUGGGCAAGCAAUCAGCUGUCGAGGCACAAGGCUCUUGCAGAUUUGAAUCAAAUGCGAACUGUGCAUAUGGAGAAACUUAGUGACAUACAGCGCGAGCCUGAGUCUCAGCUCAAGUUCAUAACCGAUGCCUGGCAGCAGAUUGUUGAAUGUAGGAGAGUUCUAAAAUGGACAUAUGCUUAUGGGUACUACCUGCCAGAGCGUGAGCAAGCGAAGAGGCAGUUUUUUGAGUACUUGCAAGGUGAGGCAGAGUCUGCUUUGGAAAGGCUUCAUCAGUGUGCAGAGAAGGAGCUACUGCAAUUCCUUAGUGCAGAAGGCCCAUCGAAAGAAUUCGUUGAUUUCCAUACAAAGCUAGCUGGACUUACCGGGUAAAUAUUGUGAUGAAAUAUUAGUUGAAAUUCA